AUGGCACCAGCGGGUGUUGAUGAACCAAAGCUGGGUUCCCCCAGUCCGCAACAUAAUGGAGAGGAGGAGAAUUCUUCAUCAGGAGCGUCGAAUGCAGCAGACAUGGCAACGCCAAACAAGCAGUCUGACGGCGUGGUUGAUGUUCCAAAUGCAGAGUUGAAGAAGGACGAGCCCCCGCAGGGUUUUGGGGCUUAUGUGAAAUUAUGGUCCUGGUGUGAACCAGUCGACGUAGUCCUUCGGAUUGUUGGCUUUUUCGCUGCCAUCGGAGCUGGAACGGCACUGCCACUCAUGACUAUUGUCUUUGGUAAAUUCGUUGACGUGUUUAAUGACUUUGGUGUCGGGCGUGUUUCCGCGGCUGACUUUCGAAGCCAAGUCUCAAAAAAUGCGCUAUGGUUUGUUUAUCUUUUUAUUGGAAAAUUCUGUCUCGUCUACAUACACACCGUAUGCUUCAACAUCACAUCGAUACGUUGUGUUCGAAAGCUGCGGCUGGAAUAUGUUCGCUCCAUCUUAAGCCAGGAGAUGGCAUACUUUGAUACCUACACACCAGGGUCCGUUGCAACUCGGAUUUCAAACAACGCGAAUCUUAUCCAAGCUGGAAUGGCAGAGAAAGUAGGCACCUGCGUGCAGGGCCUUGCUAUGCUGGUUGCUGCUUUUGUCGUUGCAUUUACUCAGAACUGGAGGUUAACGCUUCCCGUCGCUACUACGGUGCCCACGGCAGUUACACUGGUUGGCAUCACGGUCGUCCUGGAUGCUAAGCUAGAAGCAAAAAUACUGGACAUUUAUUCUAAAGCCGGAGGCCUAGUAGAAGAAACGCUGGGGAGCAUCCGAGUCGUCGUUGCUUUUGGGGCAGGAGACAGGCUACGCAAAAAGUACGACCAUCAUCUCGAAGCUGCAAAGGCAUUUGGUGUCAAGAAGGGCCCUAUUCUCGGCGUACAAUACAGCUCGGAGUUCUUCAUAAUGUACUGUGCCUAUGCCUUGGCCUUUUGGUAUGGUAUAAAGCUUUUGCUUCAGGGAAAAAUAGGAACUGGAGGAGAUAUUCUGACUGUCUUGUUCUCUAUUAUUCUGGGAACUUCAUCACUCACCAUGAUCGCACCUACCAUAGGAGAAUUCACCAAGGCCGGUGCAGCUGCAAAUGAUGUCCUUAAUAUGAUAGAAAGAAAGCCUGAAAUCGACUCGAUGAGCACCGAAGGACAAAAGCCAGAUGGAGUGAAUGGUGACUUGGAAAUUUCCGAUGUCCGUUUCUCGUAUCCUGCACGACCCACCGUCCAAGUAUUAAAUGGAGUCACAUUGAAAAUUCCAGCUCGCAAGGUCACUGCCCUCGUUGGGGCUAGUGGCAGCGGCAAGAGUACAAUAGUCGGAUUGAUUGAAAGGUGGUACGACCCUGCUAGUGGUUCAAUUACCUUAGAUGGCGUUGAGCUUAAGGAUUUGAAUGUCAAGUGGCUUCGAAGUCAGGUUGGGUUAGUUCAACAAGAACCCGUACUAUUCAAUGACACCAUUUAUACCAAUGUGUUGUAUGGAUUACCGCCUGAUGAAAUUGCUAAAUUAGACGAAGAGAAAAGGAGAGAGCUUGUCAGACAAGCCUGCAUCGAAUCCAACGCAGAUACCUUCAUCCAGGGAUUCCCCAAGGGCUAUGAUACCGUUGUUGGGGAGAGGGGCAGUCUCCUUAGUGGUGGCCAAAGACAGAGAGUCGCCAUUGCUCGCAGUAUCAUCUCUAACCCCCCUAUCCUGUUGCUGGAUGAAGCAACCUCCGCCCUUGAUCCCACCGCCGAAGCCAUUGUCCAGGCUGCUCUUGAUAGGGUCUCAAAGACUAGAACAACAAUACUUAUUGCCCACAAGCUGUCGACCGUUAAGAAAGCAGAUAAUAUUGUUGUUAUGAACAAAGGACAAGUCCUCGAACAAGGAACCCACGAUUCGCUAUUAGACGCUAAAGGACAGUAUUGGAAUCUUGUGAACGCCCAAAGUCUCUCUCUUUCAAACGAUGACGCUACCUCCGCCUCCGAAAGUGAAAAGGAGGCCGAUGAACCAACUGAAGCCCUGGAGAAGCAAGUGACAACUAAAUCGAUUCGCAGCAAUAUUCCCAAUGAAGUUAUACCACAGACAGAGGACGUGUCGCGAAAAGUAUCUCUCUUCAGGUGUAUCGUGAAGAUCCUGUAUGAGCAGAGGCGCCACUGGGUAUUUUUCCUCUGUGGAGGUAUUGCCUCUGUGGCCGGCGGCGGUGCAUUUCCUGCUCAAGCAAUCCUCUUCUCAAAAAUUGUUACAAUAUUUCAACUGCCUGAAGACCAGCUACAAGGUCGCGGAAACUUCUGGGCUCUCAUGUUCUUCAUCCUUGCACUUUGCAUCCUAGUCACAUAUGCAUCUAUUGGCUUCUUCUUGACAGUUGCAGCCUUCCGCUCGUCAAAAUUCUACCGAAGCGAAUACUUCAGAGCAAUGAUUUCGCAGGACAUUGAAUUCUUUGAUCAGCCUGAUAAUUCCUCUGGUAGCCUUACGGCGCGUUUAUCUACUGAUCCACAGAAUCUUCAGGAUCUGCUUUCAUCUAAUAUAGGCUUGAUCUUGAUCGUUAUGGUCAGUCUCCUCUCUGUGAUCAUUCUAGCUCUUGCUACUGGAUGGAAAUUGGCUCUCGUUUCUCUCUUCGGUUGUCUCCCUCCACUUUUCUUGGCUGGAUUCACCCGCAUGAGAAUGGAGAUGCAGGCCCAGGAUAAGAAUGCAAAACUAUAUCUGGAAAGUGCUCGGUUUGCGGCCGAAGCCGUUAACUCCAUUCGAACUGUUUCAUCCUUAACACUGGAAUCUACGGUAUACAACAACUAUGGCGACAGGCUAAAAGGCCCAGUGGCAAGAUCUGUGAAGCAUACAAUAAUUUCAAUGAUAUUCUUUGGCCUGUCAGACAGUAUCGACACCGCAGCUAUGGCAUUGGGUUUCUGGUAUGGCGGCAGGCUUAUAUCGUAUGGAGAAUAUACUGCCGAACAGUUUUUUGUGGUUUUUAUUGCGAUCAUCUUCGGAGGACAAUCCGCUGGGAUCAUUUUCGGCUUCACAUUGAAUACGACGAAAGCGCAUGCAGCUGCAAACCAAAUAUUACACCUUAGAAAUCAGGUUGCCCCUAUCAAUGGGUCGACUGGAGAGACUCCUGCAUCCGGCGAGGAUUCCGAUGUAGCAGUGGAAUUCAGAAAUGUGACAUUCAGUUACCCUACUCGGCCUGACCAGCCUGUCCUUCGCAAAAUCAACCUGAAAAUCCUUCGGGGUCAAAAUAUUGGUCUUGUUGGGCCUUCAGGGUGUGGGAAAACGACCAUGAUCGCCCUGCUUGAACGUUUCUAUGAUAUUACAUCAGGAGAUAUCCUUAUUAAUGGCAAACAUCUGACUGAGAUCGAUGUAACCAAAUAUCGGGAGACAGCCAGUCUUGUGUCGCAGGAGACAACACUAUAUCAGGGUACAAUUCGUGAAAACAUUCUGCUCGGCGUUACCCGUGAUGUGCCCGAUGAGGAGAUCUUCCAAGCUUGCAAGAAUGCAAAUAUCCACGAUUUCAUCAUCUCCUUACCUGAGGGCUAUAAUACCGAGGCCGGAUCCCGCGGUCUUUCAUUUAGUGGGGGUCAAAGGCAACGUCUCGCCACUGCGAGGGCGUUGCUUCGAAAUCCUGACUUCCUUUUCCUGGAUGAAGCGACAAGUGCGCUUGAUACUGAGAGCGAGCGUGUUGUGCAAGCUGCGCUUGAACAUGCGAAAAAGGGGAGAACAACUAUUGCUGUUGCCCACAGGCUUAGCACUGUCCAAGAUUGUGAUGCAAUUUUUGUGCUUGAAGCCGGCAAAAUUGUCGAACGAGGGACGCAUCAAGAUUUACUGAGGAUGAAAGGUAGAUAUUUUGAAAUGUGCAAGGCGCAGAGCUUAGACCGCGAGGCGUGA
Arthroderma uncinatum is the source of this 3888-nucleotide messenger RNA. RefSeq names its product multidrug resistance protein. Lineage: Eukaryota; Fungi; Ascomycota; Eurotiomycetes; Onygenales; Arthrodermataceae. Gene Ontology annotation, cellular component: membrane. The transcript has 9 exons. Gene Ontology annotation, biological process: transmembrane transport. Bases 1 to 3888 code for a protein of 1295 amino acids. The record is from RefSeq and is a predicted model, not a curated record. Gene Ontology annotation, molecular function: ATP hydrolysis activity; ATP binding; ABC-type transporter activity.